Cotesia congregata is the source of this 1194-nucleotide messenger RNA. Lineage: Eukaryota; Metazoa; Arthropoda; Insecta; Hymenoptera; Braconidae. The record is from the annotation of a GenBank genome assembly.
AUGAAAAAUUCAACAAUGAUUAAUGAGAACUAUGCAUUGCAAAUCAAUCGAUGGUGUCUUGAAUCACUGGGAAUAUGGCAAUUUGUAAUGAAAUCGUCUUACUUUGCAAAAAUAACGGCUGUUUUUUUGAUUAUUAUUUGUACAUUUUUAUUAGGAUUUAUCAUAAUUCCGGGUAUACUAUUCGCAUUUGUUCUAAUUAAAGAUCCUGCGAUAAGACUUCAGGUUUCUGGAGUUUUAAGUUUUUGUGUUAUGGGAAUUAUGAAGUAUUAUUAUUUAAAUUUAAAAAAAGGGCAAAUCAGUGACUGUAUAAAUCAUUUAAUUUCUGAUUGGAAGAAGAUUAGUAAUUAUGAUGACAAAAUGAUAAUGAUAAGCUAUGCCAAAUUUGGCCGUUAUAGUUCUAUAUUGAGUGCCAUAUUUAUGUACGCAAGUAGCGUAUUUUACGCUGGAAUAUUACCUUUUAUGUCACCAGGGAUGAAAAAUGAGGAUAACAUUACAAUGAGAAAUUUAGCUUAUCCUUGUCACUUUAUAAUUUUUGAUGAACAUGAAAGCCCAGCUUAUGAAAUUGUUUUCUUUAUUCAGUGCUGCUGUUCUUUUGUGAUGGCAUCAAUAACGAAUGGUGCCUGCAACUUAGCUACAGUAUUUAUAAUGCAUGCUUGUGGCCAGUUAGAGAUUUUAACUUCAUGGUUAAAUAAUACCAGAAAUAAUGAUAGAAAAAGUAAAGAUAUGUACUCAAAAUAUUCUGCCGUUAUUGAACAGCAUGCGACAACUUUGAGAUUCAUUAAUAAAGUUGAAAAAUUAUUUCAACAAAUUUGUUUUGUUGAGGUUGUUGGGUGUACUUUAAAUAUUUGUUUGUUAGGAUAUUAUACGCUAAUUGGGUGGAGUCAAAACGAUACAGGUGGGGUAGUAACAUAUCUUCUGCUAUUAACAUCGUUUGUUUAUAACAUUUUUUUAUAUUGUUAUAUGGGUGAAAUGCUUACGCAAAAGUGCCAGGGUGUAAGUAAUGUGGUAUAUUUGACUGAUUGGUAUGAUUUACCUGUAAAGCUAGCUCGAGGAUUCAUUUUAUCAAUUGUCAUAGCUCAAAAUUAUGAGCCUUUGAAAGCUGGAAAAUUGAUAUUCCUGUCUAUAAACACUUUUGGUACGGUAAUUCGCACGUCAGUGGCCUAUCUUAAUAUUUUACGAACAUUUAUGGCAUAA